Messenger RNA from Fulvia fulva, 1101 nucleotides. RefSeq lists its product as uncharacterized. Bases 1 to 1101 code for a protein of 366 amino acids. The transcript has a single exon. Lineage: Eukaryota; Fungi; Ascomycota; Dothideomycetes; Mycosphaerellales; Mycosphaerellaceae. Gene Ontology annotation, molecular function: protein binding. The record is from RefSeq and is a predicted model, not a curated record.
AUGGCAGCUCCGUUACCCAACGAUGUGGUUUUGAUCAUAAUAUCGCAUCUGGACGUCGACACCUUCCUCGACUUCCGCCUGACUUGCCAUAACUAUCAUGUCCUCAUCAGCGCUCACAUCAAUGAACUUUCCGGAGCAGUUGCCCGUAACACUUUUCCUGGGCAGACCAGGAUCUUCACAGAGGUCUCAAACACUGGACUAACCCACAUACAAUGGCUCAAAUCUCUUCGAUACCAUCAACUAGGAUCCAUCUUGGUAGAGCAGACAGCCCCAUAUUCCUACCGAGCUUUCCCUAUAGCAGCAAAUGAUCCAGCUGGUGGAUAUGAUCGAGACAGGUUGGCUCAGGCCUGGAAGACGUUUACAAGCCUCGCUUCGAUGGAAGUGGACUCAUCAGUGCAAUCGGGCACAGCCCUCGACAACGCGCUCAACCUCUGCCGCAAGCAAUGUGAACACAUCCUGACUGUGCCGUAUCAGAAUAGCCGCCACCUCAGUACACUCCUACGCUUACUACAGAAAUACAUCAUCGGCGAGCCUUCGCCUGAAAGGGACGCUGCCGCUAUGGCCUGGCAACCAAUUCUAGCAAUUCUCCUACAAGAGGGCCCCGAAUUGUUCUGGAAGUCCUGGUGGGUAAGUAGAUGUGCUUCCGAAACAGACAGGUACCUGAUUAAACGCACCCUCGAAAACGCAUGGAGAGCCUCCACCGCCGAGGACUUGAGGAUGUUAGGUCGCAGAAUCAAAGUGCUGCUAGCAGUCAACGUGAGGAUGCGAAAGUACGGGAUGAGGGCGAUGAGGAAACAUUCUGCUGGGUCGAGUACGCCGACCACGAUAGGGCCACAUGAGAAUCCGACUGCGCGAGAUACUGGGAUUGAGUUCUCGACAAGAAUUGUCCAAGUCGAGCAGCUGGUUGAGGGUAUCGAUAAGGGUAAAGUCCUAUUAUCUGACCAAAGGGUCGAUGCAGCGAGUGUGGUUUGGGAUGAGCUCCAAGCUGAGUACAUCUACAAGGUCAAUAAAAAGAUGGAGGCUUUGGGACCUGAUUGCAGUGGACUGCCAGAUCAUAGAAAUGUCCUGUAUGGCAGACCUUGGCCUGGUGUUCAUCGAUAG